This is a messenger RNA of Argentina anserina (silverweed cinquefoil), 1042 nucleotides long. RefSeq lists its product as uncharacterized. NCBI's taxonomy places the organism in Eukaryota, Viridiplantae, Streptophyta, Magnoliopsida, Rosales, Rosaceae. The record is from RefSeq and is a predicted model, not a curated record. Bases 181 to 741 code for a protein of 186 amino acids. The transcript is spliced from 3 exons.
UCUCUGCUCCUCCUACCUCCUCUUUCUCUCUGAUAUUUCUAUAACUUGUGUUCUCUCUCUCUGCCUCUCAUUGAUCACCAUCCGACGGUCCAAAAUGAACGGAGCCAACGCCGCUGCUUUCUAGAGGCUUCCGACCCCCAAACCCUCAGAUCUCUCCUCCUGGUGUCUGGUUGCCGCGAAAUGGAAACUAACUACGGUUUAGUUAACGGCGCGCCGCUAACACGCGCCGUGGAGGCCUUGGCCGCUCUGCUGCGCUCGGCUCUGCUCCGAACUCUGGAUCCCCUUGCGUUUUUACCUAACAAUGGAGCUGGUAUAAAAGAAGAUCCUCACACUCUGUGUCAAUCUAAGCCAGCUGAUGCCGAGGGAGAUGAUGAAGAUGGGGACAAUGAUGGUGGACUUGAAGAAGGCGAAGAGGACUUGUCAUCUGAAGAAGGAGAAGAGUAUGGCAACAAACCCAACAACAAUAAGAGUAACUCAAAGAAGGCCCCAGAAGAUGAAGCUGGACGUGAGGCUGAAGAGAAUGGAGAAGAAGAAGAAGAAGAAGAAGAGGGUGAUGGAGAAGAUGGCGAUGACCAAGAAGAUGAGAAUGAGGAAGACAAUGAGGAUGAUGAUGACGAUGACGACGACGACAAUGAUGAUGGAGGAGAAGAGGAUGAGGAAGGAGUCGAGGAGGAGAAGGAGGAGGAAGAUGAAGAUGAAGAUGAGGAAGCACUUCAGCCCCCAAAGAAGAGGAAGAAGUAGAGAGUUAGAAGAACAGUAAAGCCUCUCCUCGAUUGUGACUUGCUUUCUAACUCUUUAUCUAGAUGAGGAAGGGUUUCUUAGGAUGGCGUUUUAAUUGUUACUUGAAUUUUCGUUGUGUUUAGUGAUAAAACAGACUACGUUUGCAUUUCACAAGUAGAGAGCAUGUAACCACCCCAGUAUGUUCUGUCCAGUCACCUUUGUGAUGUUCUGUUGUAGUGUUUUUACCAUAACUUCGUGACUGUUUCGAAGUUGAGAAUUGUUCUACAAUAAAGGCACUAGGCAAAUAUAAUUUUUAUUCAGA